CAAAGGGGGAUAGAACUGCCCUCCUCUCACGUGUUCCUCCGAGUACCUGUGGAUGUAUAAAAGCCUUCCGAAUUUCUAGAUUCAGCAUCAGUUGUUUGAAAGCAGCAGUUCUCCCAGCAACCCAUCUACAUUCACUCAAAAUGCCUUCCAUGAAAUUGAUGUUGGUCGUCUUGGCCGCUUUCGUUGCCUACGUCUCGGCCCAAUCUGGCUAUGCCGCCCCGUCCUACUCCGCACCAUCUUAUUCCGCAGGAGAUUACAAGCCCGGUUAUGCCAACGGCCGCGUGAAGAUGCAGGUGUACCGUGGACCCAACAAGGACUACGGAAAGGACUACGGAAAGGGCUACGAUGGCGCUUUCGCUCCCUGGGGCUUCUACGUCACACAACCUGAAGACAACAAACCUUACGGAAAGGGCUAUUAAGGCUACCGGCUAAAAAUCAUUUCUGCAGCGCUUUGGCCUGUGGUUAUCCAUCACAACGGUGAAAAUCAAUGCCCUCCCCUCAAGACUCACCAUCACCUGAGAAAGAAAAAGAAAAAACAAUUAUAAUAUAUGUAUUUGAUGACAACAAAUGCGGCUGGACUCCGCGGCUUGUUGCCAAAAAAGUUUUGUAUUUCCUGCGAUCAUGAAAUAUAAAAUAAUUUAAAAAAAUUAAAA
Daphnia magna is the source of this 653-nucleotide messenger RNA. RefSeq lists its product as uncharacterized. The coding region runs from base 141 to 419 and encodes 92 amino acids. Lineage: Eukaryota; Metazoa; Arthropoda; Branchiopoda; Diplostraca; Daphniidae. The transcript is spliced from 3 exons. The record is from RefSeq and is a predicted model, not a curated record.